AUGUUAGAGACAAUUAGCGGCUGGCUCACCUACGUCGCGGAGUCUGUGCCGUCAUUGCAAGAGCCAAAUGAGCCUUUGCAGUCGCAAGAGACAUUGACAAAAGAGGGCAUGGAGGGACUGCUGUCCUCCUUGAAGUUUCCGUUGUCGUAUGGACAUCAGGAGUUCAAGGAACAUUGGCCCCACACGCCCCAUGAAGCCAACCUGGUGAUCCAAAGCCUGCAUGACCUGGCGCGUGCAUUGUUUGGAGCCAGGGAGGAUGAUGCAGUCGUGGCAUCUUUCUUGGAGAAGAGGGGGUUGAGUAUUCUAGUAGAAGCACUGCUAGCGAGCUCAACUCCCGAGAUCAUACGCGCACAGGCGUGGCAGUCGCUGUGCCUAAUCCUGCUGAAUGUGGAGGAGGAUGUCUUCCAACGGUUGAUCAUUGGGCGCGAGCUGGAUGUGUUGUGGUCUGGUGAGCCAGAUCUUCGAAUUGAGGAGAAUCGGAUGAACUUCGUCUCUUGUCUCAAAACAGUCAGCAUGCGAAUAGACGUGGAGACGCUGCCAUUCCUGAUGACAGACAGCGACAUCCCGAUCCUCAGAGUGGCAAUGGCCUACACGGCCCAUGAAGAGGCCCUGCUCCGCACCCAGGCGCGCAACGCCAUGCUAGCACUUUUUUCAAAGAUGAAGAUGGGCGAGGAACAGCUGUUGCGGACUGCCUUGGAAAUGGCAAAGUCCAGGAAGCUUGGUUGA
Cladocopium goreaui is the source of this 726-nucleotide messenger RNA. The record is from the annotation of a GenBank genome assembly. NCBI's taxonomy places the organism in Eukaryota, Dinophyceae, Suessiales, Symbiodiniaceae.